AUGAAAAUCGUGAAGCAAACCACAGCUAAGUUCAUGUCUCGAGCGCCCACUCUCGCAGCUCCUUCACUCAGAAUGCAUUUCCACGAUUGUUUUGUUAGGGGUUGUGAUGGUUCCAUCCUACUAAACUCUACCAAAGACAACUUGGCAGAAAAAAAUGCACCUCCUAACCUAAGCCUCCGAGGAUAUCAGGUUAUUGAUGCCGUCAAAACCGCAGUGGAAUCUAAAUGCCCCGGUGUGGUUUCUUGUGCUGAUAUACUAGCUUUAGUUGCUCGGGAUGCAGUAUCAAUGGUAGUAUAUGAACAACACAUUAAUUUACCACCUCCCUUUUUUGACAUCUCUCAACUCAAAUCAUCAUUUGCCUCCAAGGGUUUGAAUGUAAAAGACUUGGUUGUUUUGUCAGGAGGGCACACCAUCGGAACUUCUCACUGUUCCAGCUUUAGCGGCAGGCUAUAUAAUUUCACAGGCAAAGGUGACAUGGACCCCUCACUAGAUUCAGAAUAUGCAGUUAAUUUAAAGAAGAAAUGCAAGCCGUCGGAUGUCAAUACACUGGUGGAGAUGGAUCCAGGAAGCUUUAAAACAUUUGAUGAAGAAUACUACACACUUGUAGCUAAGAGGAGAGGACUAUUUAAUUCUGAUGCUGCACUUCUGGAUGACAAAGAAACCCGAGAUUAUGUUAAACUCCAGGCCACAACACAAGGAUACACUUUCUUUAAAGAUUUUGGUGUUUCUAUGGUGAAGAUGGGUAACAUUGGAGUUCUAGGGGAGGCUGGUGAAAUCAGGAAAAGCUGUUCUUUUGUUAAUUAUUAG
Messenger RNA from Daucus carota subsp. sativus, 807 nucleotides. RefSeq names its product peroxidase 27. Gene Ontology annotation, molecular function: heme binding; peroxidase activity. Gene Ontology annotation, cellular component: plant-type cell wall; plasmodesma. NCBI's taxonomy places the organism in Eukaryota, Viridiplantae, Streptophyta, Magnoliopsida, Apiales, Apiaceae. Gene Ontology annotation, biological process: hydrogen peroxide catabolic process; response to oxidative stress. The record is from RefSeq and is a predicted model, not a curated record.